GCAGCGGCGGCUGGCAGGCCGGCGUCUCUUCUCCCUGGGCCGGGGCGUCGGGCUGGGGGCCUCCUCUUCCGGGCUGCGACAGCGGCCCCGGGCAGCCGUGGCGCCGGCCCGGGCAUGAGCGACGUGGUGGAGCGGACGCUGAGCGCCUUGCCCGGCUUGCUGGGGCAGCACGAGCCGGGGGCUGGGCUGGGCGGCGGCGGCGGCGGCGGGGGACCCGGCCGGAGCUCGGCCACCUCUCGCCUGGGCGGCCUCAUCCGGAGCAUCACCGCGCUCGCCUCCAAACAUGAGGAAGAAAAACUAAUCCAACAGGAAUUAAAUAAUUUAAAAGCAACAGUUUCUGCACCCACUACAACACUGAGAUUGAUGAAGGAAUGCAUGGUGAGGCUGAUCUAUUGUGAGAUGCUGGGCUAUGAGGCCUCUUUCGGGUACAUCCAUGCCAUCAAGUUGGCACAGCAAGGAAACCUCUUUGAGAAAAGAGUCGGUUAUCUGGCAGUUUCUCUAUUUCUUCAUGAAAACCACGAACUGCUGCUUCUGCUUGUGAAUACAGUUGUGAAGGAUUUGCAGAGUACUAACCUCCUGGAAGUGUGUAUGGCUCUGACUGUGGCAAGCCAAAUCUUUCCGCCGGAAAUGAUUCCAGCUGUCCUUCCGCUAAUAGAAGAUAAGCUUCAGCAUUCAAAGGAAAUUAUCAGAAGAAAAGCAGUCCAAGCUUUGUACAAGUUCUACCUUAUUGCUCCCAACCAAGUCCAGCACAUCCACGACAAGUUCCGGAAGGCACUGUGCGACAGGGAUGUGGGAGUUAUGGCUGCUUCGUUGCACAUCUAUCUCCAAAUGGUGAAGGAAAACUCCUCUGGGUACAAAGACUUGACUGGCAGCUUUGUCGCUAUUCUUAAGCAGGUAGUGGGAGGAAAACUCCCUGUAGACUUCAAUUACCACAGUGUGCCAGCACCUUGGUUGCAAAUCCAGCUUCUGAGAAUAUUGGGGCUGCUUGGAAAAGAUGAUCCAAGGACCAGCGAAUUAAUGUAUGAUGUUCUGGAUGAAUCUUUAAGGAGAGCGGAGAUAAACCAUAACAUUACGUAUGCAAUCUUGUUUGAAUGUGUCCAGACAAUUUACACAAUUUACCCUAAAUCUGAUCUACUUGAGAAGGCCGCCAAAUGCAUUGGAAAAUUUGUCCUGUCGCCUAAAAUUAAUUUGAAAUAUUUGGGAUUAAAGGCCCUAACAUAUGUUGUCCAGCAGGAUCCUGCCCUAGCACUGCAGCACCAAAUGACAAUAAUUGAGUGCUUGGAUCACCCUGAUCCCAUUAUUAAAAGAGAGACAUUGGAACUACUGUAUAGAAUCACCAACGGGCAGAAUGUCACUGUCAUAGUACAGAAGAUGCUUGACUACCUAACUCAAAGUAAUGAGGAGUAUACCAUCAUCAACAUAGUUGGCAAAAUAGCAGAAUUAGCUGAAAAAUAUGCUCCUGACAAUGAAUGGUUCAUCCAGACUAUGAAUGCAGUAUUUUCCGUAGGAGGAGAUAAAAUGCACCCUGACAUCCCAAACAGCUUCUUGCAGCUCCUUGCUGAAGGUUUUGAAGAUGCAAAGGAAGAUAGCCAGCUGCGACUUCAUGCUGUCCAGUCCUAUCUUGCGCUGCUAGAGGAUGAAAAUGCAGUUUAUCCACAGAAAUUCCUUCAAGUAAUGAGUUGGGUGUUGGGGGAAUAUGCGUACCUUAUGAAGAACGUGGAUCCAGAAGUUGUCUUGGCGAGUUUGCAUAGGAUACUUAGGAACAAUGCCACUCCUGAAACCAAAGCCUGGAUCGUGGCUGCAGCCACUAAAAUAGCUUCUCAUACCACCUGUUCAAAAACUGUUGAAAAACUUAUCAUGGAAUUCAGUACCUCCUUGGAUACCUGCAUGAGGCAGUAUGCCUUUGAAUUAAAGCAUCUAUAUGAAAACAAAGAAUUGAUGAAGCAACUGUUCUCUGUGGAUGCUAGUUGCAAGGACCUAGUGGUAGAUGCUUCCUUAUCUUUCUUAGAUGGAUUUGUAGCAGAAGGACUGGAUCGUGGUGCAGCGCCAUAUAAACCUCAUCACCAAAGACAAGAGGAGAAGCUGUCUCAGGAAAAAGCUCUGAAUUUUGAACCUUAUGGGCUAUCACUUUCCCAGAGCUUCUCAGCGUCUGGUUUUACUGGCAGACAAUCUCCAACUGGACUUUCUCUGGGGUCUGACAUCUCUGUUAAUAGUGCUGAGACUGGACAGAAGGAGGCCAACAGUCUGAAGCUAGAUGGGGUGAAGAAACUAUGGGGGAAAGAAGGCUACCUCCCCAAAAAGGAAAGCCAAGCAGAAAAAGAAGACAACGCCAAGUCCGUUCUGGAAGGCAGUGCGUUUGCAGAGCAUAUUGUUGGCAACUUUCCAUUCCAGCCCGAGCAAGAAAUGGCCGGUCCGUUGGAGGGAGAGGAAGAGAAGCGUCAACUGGCGUCAACACUCUUUGUUGGCAUAGGGUCUCAAAGCAGCAUCAGUCUGAUGGGUAAGCGAGACUCCACUGCUCAGAAGCUCAGAAGGAAGUCAAAAACAAGCAAAACCCAAAAUAGUGAGGAAUCAUCCAGUAUCGAAAGUGCUGAUGGCCCUUCCCUCUGCCCUUUUCCUGAUGGGAUAUCUAGGAACAAGAACCUCUUCCAAAACAAUGGACACCUAAGAUUAAGGAAAUCUUCACUGAGUGCCGCUGGAACUUCUGAAUCAAAGGUGGUACUUGAUAGGUCUCAUUCUCUGCCGGAAGCUGAACUGAAUGAGAAGCUUUUGGGUCACAGACUUUCGUUGUCCUCUCUGUUUGCGGAUGGCAAUAUGGAAGUUUUCCAGCCUUCUCCAAGUGCUCAGGCUACGGCCCCCCAGCAACUCUCUUUGAUGCCUUACUUACCAGAAGAAGCAGCCAAACACCCUCAUUCGGAAAUCGUAGAGCUUUGCAGCAAUGAAACACUGGUUUUGUCCUCUUGUAAAAUCUGGAAAGAUGACUCUGUCCUACUCUUCUUAUUUCUUGCCAACAAAAGCACUUGCGUACUUAAAGCUGUGAAUCUGGAAUUUGAGCACGCAGAACAUUUUAAGAUUUCAGAAAGCCUUGGUUGCCACUUCGCUGCGGUAGAAGCUCAGAGCACGGAAAGCUUCCAGACGUGUGUCGAGAUGGAGGGGCUGUGCUCUUCAGAGACGCUCUCUGGGUCCAUCAGUUACUUUCUAGAGUCUGAUGCGCUCCUCAGAUUUUCUGUAACUUUAGAACUGUUGGAUUUUAUCAGGCCAAUGAAAAUGAGCACUGAUGAAUUUGGAAAACUGUGGCUCUCCAUUUCGAAUGAUGUCAAACAAAACCUAAAGAUGACGUCAUCUCAGGGAUCUUUGUCAGCCGUCCUAAGCAUUUUGCAGCAAAAGCUGAACCUACAUAUAGUUGAUAUCAUAGGUAGCGAGGGAAUAGCAUCAUGCCGACUGCUUCCAUCCGUCCCCUGUUUACUGCAUUGCCGUGUCCACGCUGGGAUGUUGUCGCUGUGGUUCAGAUCCCAUUGUCCGGCUCUUCCAGACUGUUUACUUUAUCAGUGUCAAAAGGUGAUGGAAGAAUCCUGAGAAAAGGAGCAAAACCCUCCUCUUCUAACCUAAUGGAAAGAAGGACGUGCGUGGCUGUGCCAGGGGGUUACCAAAAGAAAGGCAAUUCUCAUCUUGUUUGUCAGGAGUGAAGUUGCAUAAGCAUGCAUCCUGGAGAGAUGACAGGCGAUUCUGCUAGGUGCCUGCCUCUCUCCCCCCCCCCCCAAAAGCUCAGGGUCAGUCAGUCACUGACAAGGGACUAAGUAAAAGUAUAGGUACUUUUAUGCAAGGUGUUAUGCAAGGUAUUUAUUUUCUGUUAUGUACUUGUACAGGUCACAGCAGUUUAGUCAUAAGAUCAGCUACUACUUGAAUUCUUUCAUUAACGUGGCUUAUGGUGUAAAGGAACUUCUUAAGCCUUGCCUACUGUUCCUGUUGUUCAUGAUGGGGUUGUUGUUUUUUGCAUCUUUUAUACCAGUUUCGCACCAGUAUUGCAAAAGCAGGCACUCUGCUAUAAGAUAAAUCUCCACGAUUGUCCUAUGGUUGUAGGCUGAGUCAUCCUGUGACUCAGCAAUAACCAGCACAUAAAUGCCAAGCUUUGGAAGCACAAGUCAUAUCAUUGCACCUCGCAACAGCACUGGGGCUGCUGUUUUAUGUGAUGCCAUGUUUGAUACCUGCCUUUAAUAGGAGGACUGGGUCUUAUCCUGAGGAUAGGAUACUGGUUUCUUAAGAAUGCAGCUUCAGGCUGUGAGCAGGACUCUGUAGUUUAGCACAGGACUGCAAUUAGAGCCAUCUGUGCACCAAGAAUCUCAGUUUUCAGUGUUUAAAAACACUAGGCUCCAGAGACCACCUCGAGAGGCUCACGCAUGAAUCCAUCAGAAGUUUUGACCUGUCCUUCCUCAUACUGCAUCAGUAGCAUCCCUUAAUUGUACUGACUAUUGCCCAUGGUGAUCACAUGGCACAUAGAUCUAACGCUUGCACUUUUGCAUUAUAAUACAAGCUGGAAUCAAAAGAGCUACACGACAUAUUCCACAUGGCCAAAGACACUGAGCUUGUGUUCCUUAAAGAGCAGCUCUUUGUGCUAUCUAACAAGCUAAUUCUGCUUUUGAAUAUCCUCCCAGAUUCAUUUUGUGACGUAUCAUGGUUGUUCUGCUAUUUAAACCAGGUGUGUGUGUGUCAUAGUUCCCACAGAGGUUGCCCUUAAUGGGCAGACGAAAGUGCAAAACCACCCAUAGCCAUCUUUUGUAUAUUUGCAGCAGCUUUUACAAAAGAUGGUGGAUUGUAUCCAUUGAUAAUCCUACUCAGCUCAUUGAAGUUAAUGGGUGUGACUAAUUUAAGUUCCUUGAUUUCAUUGGGCACACUUUAUGUAUUUAUUUAUUCUAUGAAAUCGAUAUCCUGCUUUUCAAUUCUGUGACGAAUUGUCAAAGCAGCACAUAUAAAACAUAAUACCGUGCCAUCAGAUCCAAUUAUUAAAGCUAGAUUAGAACAGCAGCAAAAAGACAAAAUCGAAAUCAGAACAGGAAAAAUGGUCAGGAGCAGAUUUGUUACGGAGGUUUUGCACCACUGAAGGAUUAUGUUUGAAUAGCACUUCGUUUUUAUCCAUAGGCUUGAACGGCAGCCGUUGUCUGUUGAAUUCAAAGAGACCACUAGAGUAAAGAUGGAUAUUGGCUUGCUGUUUCUGGUGGCUCCAAAGUCUAGAGUAGGACUAGCAUUGGACCCAUUUUUUCCCUUGGGUAACCAGAGUGAAUCUGGCGCAUGUAUACAGCAAUAAAAUAGCUUUGUUUGCAGGAAAGUUUAGACAUACGUAGUAUCUCCUGACUACUUAUCUCUGCUGUAUUUUAAAUACUAGUUGCUGUUGCAGCAGAACAAAAACAUUGCAAGUGGCUGACAUUUUUCCAUUCAUUUGUUGUGAUACUUUUUGCUGUUCAGUGAAUGAGAGAAAUAGGACCUUUCAAAGCUACAGCACAGGGUACCUCCUCUUUUUUUAAAAAUGGUGAUAUUAGUUAUGAAGCUUUUUUGAUUUGUAGCCCAGGUUUCUAGCUCUUAUAGCUCAAGUAUGAGAAUUGACACAGUUGAACCAGCAUUUCAGUGUGUUUGAUCCUGGGUGGUUUAUAACAUUUUUGAAGGAGAGUAAUUUCCAUCAGAAAAUUCAACCAGGAAACCAAAAUUUUGAUAGACUUAUUAAGAAAAGAGUAACCACAGUCCUAGUAGUGUCAAAGUGUUGCUCUUCAUUUUAAAUUGGUCAGUUUUAAAUAAUCAAUGAUAUUCCCCACACAGUCAGUAAUCUGUAAAGUGAAAAAGUGAUUUUUCUCUUCAAAACAAAGCUUGCCUGAUUUAGAUCACCGCUAUUUUUGUAAUUGUUGACAAGCAGGCAUGAUUUGGACUUUCUGAGUUGUAAAAUUACAAUUUUUGAUUUCCCAAAGGCUAAAUUCCCAGGCUGAGAUUCCAUAAGCACGAGUGCUUUGACACUCUCUUUUAAUGUCUUGCUUUAUAGAAAUCCUUUGGAAUGAUUCCAGUAGAAGGAAAUGGAUACAGGAAAAUGUUAGGGAAGAAUUUCAAAUCCAUGUGUAUUUUCAGAUAUGUAGUUCAGGAAAACAUUAACAUUCAACAUUUUCACUUGUCUGCAGUGCCAAUGUAAUGCCUCUUCAACCCAACGAAACACUGGUGUGUGAUUAGCAUUGAACUCAUGGGCAUACCCCACCUGCUUUCUGAUACGAUAAUUAUUGAUUAGGUUGAAAAGAGUGCUGUUUUUAUUACAUGUGUUUAAAUAUUCUAUCUCCCAUCUUAAAAUGCUGCUCAGAGUUGCUCUCAGCUUGUUUAAAAAUCAGUCAAUAAUUAAUAGAUAAUGGCUUGUAUCCACUAGCGCUAAGUUAAGGUCACAGUUCUUGUUCGGCUGGUAUAACGAGUAAGAAACCCGCAAAAUGGUACCCAUCACUGUGAACAUGACAAUGAGAGCAAGGGUUGACACUCUACUGGCCUACCAAACAUUGUACUUCUCUACAUCUGGAGAAAGGUAGAUUCUAUAAUAGUGUACUGUGCUGCUGUCAUCAAUGUAACAGUGGUGAGCAGUUGGCCGCCACAAGCCUUGGCACACAACAGCUUUAGUUAAAUAAUUCAAUUUUUAUACUGCCCUUCAAUGUAUGCUUUUAAAAUGUGUGAUUUACAAAAGUUAAGGUUUGAUUAAAAAUACGAUAGGACAAGUCACCAAAUAACUCCCAAACAUCUGUGAUAAAAGUCACCUUUGACUAGUUAAAAGCUCCCUCUUGGAAUGAUAAGACUCGUUCCUUCCAGAACCUCGGGAGAAUUGACGUUCUGCAUAAUGCAGGAAAGUGUACCAUGCGAGGGACACGUUUGGGGGAAAUGCUGGAUACACAUGAAUAGUGUAACUUUUGUCACAUCAGAGGAAAUAAAAAGAGGAGAGCCAAUUGCACUGUGUUUUGGAGACUUUGUAAAUGAGCUCUGUAUUGUAUGAAAUGUAAAACAGCAGGAGAAGACUGUUGCUCUGUGGGUGGCAGGAGACAGCUGGGGGAGAGGAGAGGUUUUCUGCAGCCUCCUCCAGAUUGUGGAAUGCUUUCCUGCAGUGUUCUUACAUGGCCCCCUUUUGUAGACUCAUGAACUUGAAAACACCCUCCCCACAUCUGUCAUUUGAGACUUAUUAGAGACUCUCGCUGUCCUUAGGUUGUCUUAAACGUGUGUUGACGUAAGUUCUGUUGCGCUGUUUUUCUAUUUUGUCUGGAUUCUUUUCACUUGUAAUGUGCCUUGUGAGUUUUACGUUGAAAGGUGGCCCAUAAGUAUUGUUAAGCAAGUACAGCACCACACAGCCGAUGAGAUCCCAUUCAGUGACUGAGGAAAAGCGGAGAAGGGGAGGCCCAAUUUCGUCAGCUGUCUCAGCAGUGUCAAACCACAGCCCCUCUCCAUUCCCUUCUAUGGCGUACAGCAGGGGUGGGCACUUGGAGGCCCUCUUCACAUUGAUGGCUGGUCCACUAGGGUGAGUGGGGCACUGCCCCACCAGCCUCAGCCUUCCCCUCCAGCCUAUCGGUCCACCUUCCUAUAUCUAGGGUGGCUUUGCCUGUCAUUGGGUCUAGCUUCACCCAAUCCAGAUGGUCACCAGCCUCCAACACCUUCAGAUUUUAUUGGACUCCAACUCCCGUCAACCCCACCCAACAGGGCCCAAUGGUCAGGGAUGAUGUGAGUUAGUCCAGCAACAUCUGGAUUUCCACAGGUUGCCUAUCCCUUGCAUGAAGCAAAGCUGCAGUACGUACUUUCUGGAGGACACGAGGAUACAGGAUGUGGAAGCACAGAGUGACCAGUUAGCAAAAGCUGAGAGACAGGUAUUUCUCUCCUUUCUUCCAAUGAUGUCUAAAUGGAGGGAUUCACAAAAGUGCACUAAAAUAUAACUCUUAAAAACAAUAUUCAGAUAUUAAUGUAUACUUAUGUUUACUUUAUGCCUCAUGGAUGUAAAUGGAAGCCUAUAUUUUGGAGAAAUGAAUAAAUAACUCUGGGAACUUUCCUUCCAUGUGACUGUUAACAGCGUGCAUCAGAUUUAAAGGCUAGAACUGAGCAAAACCAUGGAUGCUACAAGAGCUAGCAAAGCUACCAUUUCUCUCCUAUGCAGUUUUCUACCAUGUCCAUCAGGUGGUGUUGGCAUGAUGUUAAAUAAUAGCUAUGGCUUUCACAUGUACAUGUGCUGGGUUCAUUUUUUUAAACGUUUUGUUUGAAAUCUUAAACUCUUUUACUAUUUAUCUCCCAGUAUGCAGAAUUUAAGAGAACAAUCAAACUUGGUUGAAAAUAAAUGGAUUUGCUUACUUUUA
This is a messenger RNA of Podarcis muralis (Common wall lizard), 8339 nucleotides long. RefSeq names its product adaptor related protein complex 4 subunit epsilon 1 (gene AP4E1). Gene Ontology annotation, biological process: vesicle-mediated transport; intracellular protein transport. Gene Ontology annotation, cellular component: membrane coat; AP-4 adaptor complex. The record is from RefSeq and is a predicted model, not a curated record. NCBI's taxonomy places the organism in Eukaryota, Metazoa, Chordata, Lepidosauria, Squamata, Lacertidae.